AUGGGCUCCCAACCGGAUUCUGAGUUGCGCAAGACUUGCGAUAGUCCAGAGGUCUCUCCAAAGAACCCUUUGAGACCUUCAGUCUCACGGAAGAGUAUGGUGCGUCCGUUUGACUUUUCUCUGGCUCGCAAAGUUCACAUCGUCGUUGCAGGGAUAUACUUCGUCUUCAACAGCUCCCUAGGUUCUUCCCUGCCAUCGGGUGCACAUGAUGCUAUUGCCGACUAUUUUAGUAUCCCACAAGACGACUUGAAGAUGGUGCUCCCCACUUCACUCUACAUGGCUGGGUUUGCCAUCGGGCCUCUCAUAUUUGGUCCUUUGAGCGAGCGCUUUGGCCGGAAACCUAUCUUGGUUACCACCUUUGCCAUAUAUAACCUCUUUACCAUGGCAUCGCCGAAUGCGGUGCUUGGUGGCCUAUUCUCCGACAUAUACAACGAUCCUCACCAGCGUGGAAUGGUGAUGUCGAUAUUCAUGUUCGCUACGACAUUUCCGCCUCUCUUGGGACCUAUCAUUUCGGGGUUCGUCUCCACUGUAUCUUGGAGAUGGACAUUCUGGGCAGGCUUCAUCAUCGGAGGUGUUGGUUUUCCUCUCGUACUUGUAAUACCUGAGACGUACAUGCCAGUUUUAACUCGUGCACACGAAAAGGCUUUGGGUCAAAGCCGAAUUGACUCGGAAGCAGUCAAACCUCACUUGUAUGAACCCAAACUGUCGGAUAGCAUUGGGGUCGUUCUCAGUCGUCCCUUCACUAUGAUCGUUCAAGAGCCGAUUGUAUUCUGUUGUUCGAUGUACUUGGCUUUGAUCUACUCCAUCCUGUAUUUGUUCUUCCAAGCAUACCCCAUCGUUUUCCAAGGGCUAUAUGGGAUGACACCAGGCGUGGCAGGUUUAGCCUUUCUUCCAAUUUUGCCGGGGUCAAUCCUUGCAUUUGUGCUUUUCUGUUUAUACAGCUCGUACCACACCAGGGCCUUGAAAAACGGGUUAGCAUGGGCCAAAGUGGAAGAGUAUCGCCGAUUACCACUCGCUUGCAUCGCAUCGCCCGCAAUUCCCAUCGCGCUCUUCUGGCUCGGCUGGUCGUCAAGAUCUUCCAUUCAUCCCGUCAUGCCCAUGAUGUCCGGAGUUUUCUUCGGAUUCGGCUAUCUUUUGAUCUUCAUCGCACUCCUUAAUUAUCUGACCGAUGCUUAUAAGCAGUACUCGGCUUCGGCGUCCGCAGCGGCGAGUACAUUACGGUCCAUAUUUGCCGUGUGUCUUCCCUUGGCCACUACACCCAUGUACACCAAGCUAGGCAUCAACUGGGCUAGCUCGCUAUUGGGAUUCUUUGCCAUAGCGAUGGCUAUCAUCCCGUUUGUGUUCAUCAAGUACGGGAGUUGGAUCCGUGAAAACAGCAAAUUUGCCCAAAGAGCGGCGCAGGGAUAUACUACCUCAUGA
Molecule: messenger RNA, 1419 nt
Organism: Aspergillus bombycis
Lineage: Eukaryota; Fungi; Ascomycota; Eurotiomycetes; Eurotiales; Aspergillaceae
Product: MFS transporter
Exons: 5
Coding region: 1-1419 (472 amino acids)
Biological process (GO): transmembrane transport
Molecular function (GO): transmembrane transporter activity
Source: RefSeq, a predicted model, not a curated record